GCUCUAGAAUUAACAGUAUUGUGUAAAACUGCCUCCAUGUAGCCGACUAUGAUGUCUAAAGUGAUUCUUUUUGGUGUUUUAAUUUUCUAUUCUAAUUUUGGCGUGUCAGUUUCUUACACCGAUGAACUGGCCGUCCAAAGAGAAUACUGGCCAUCAGACUGGUCAGGAAAUGAACACCCACGUAGACAAUUUCGCAGUGAUGGUUUUGCACAAACACGACACGAAAAUCAUGCCCGGCCUGUGAAUAACCAAGAAUAUAAUGAUCAAGCUAUUCGUAGCGCCCAUACUAAUCAUUACAAUAAUAAUAAGCCUGCAGUACAGCCAGUACCAGAUAAACAAUUAUUACCUAAUUUUGGUUCACCCGAAUUCAAACGUGAAGUAGCUCCUCAGCUACAACGAGAAACACACGAUCAGACAUAUCCACGUUAUGUAGACAGAUUUGAAGUGAAGCCUAAUAACGAACCUAUUAGAAAUCAAAACUGGAAAUCUCAAGUUCACCAUCAAAGCACUUUAAGUCCUAAUCAUGAACAAAAAUCAUACAUCCCACCUACAGGGGGAGAUUACCACGGAGAGCGCAAUACACAUCCUAUCAAUGUAGAAUAUGACAACCAAGCAGAAACAGAAAAUAUUUCUAACAAUAGACAUAUUUCAAAUCAAGCGCGUCCUUCUAGGCCAAAUGUCCCAAUACCGUAUUUAAACUUCGACAGAUCUAAUAGCGAAGCGACGAAUUUAGAAGAGCAUAAGUACAUUGAGACAAGUACUCCUCCAAAUUAUAGUAAUUAUAAACAUCCCGAGCAUUCGGAAAUUUUGGAAAAUUCAAGGAGAAAAUCAAAUGACCGUAAACAUAAUGUUGGUAGAAAUGAUGAACUUUAUUUAAUACCAACUUAUUUGGAAGACAGAAUUGAAAACAAUAAUGUUGCUCCCCAUGGAUAUGAAGUAAGCGAGAAAACAGUACCUGAUUCAGUUACCGAGCCGCAAAAUAGAAUAUAUAUUGAUAAUGAUGAAAUAUCAAAAAAUAUUGGAACUGAUCCGGUUAGUACUCACACUGCUGCUAAUUUAGCAACAGCAAAUUUAGCUGAGAAGCAUAAAUUUAUUACAAUAGAUAGAUCGGGUUCUGAAUACCUUAUCCCUGUACUACCUUUAAACAAAUACGAUAACAACUCCGCCACUAAAUACGUUUUGGCCCGUAAUCCACAAGAUAAAGAUAGUUUUGUAGCAGACAAAGUUCCUUCAAACUAUCAUGAAUCUGUUAUAAAUAAUGCUCGAUCAUCCAAUGACGCGGUAAAACAUGUAAACAAGUAUAUACCAGAGAAUAUUGCAGAUGAUGAAAAAAUUCAACGAUCAGAGCCUGUCCGAAGUCAUCAUACCCCUUCAAGAGUAGUAUCGAAUAAUUUGAGAAAUAAUCAUCCAAUUAUGAGACAAUUACAAAAUGAUAACAAUGAACGAGGUUCCGGAAUUCGUGAACUAAUUACUGGAGAUGUUAACAAUAAAUCAGAAAGUAACGGAUAUCCCGAAAAUCCAGGUCAAUGGGAUAAUAUACCUACAGACUCACAUAAUAAUGUGCAAAAAUUUAACAACGGAAGAAAUUCAGAAGCUAGGCAAGUUAUCACACCUGCACAGAAAUACAAUAAUUUACCUUUGCCUCAUAAUGUUAGACAUAUAAGUAACGAUGAAGGUAGUUUCCGAAAACUUAACUCUCAACCUAUAUACAGACCUGAGCACAAUAGACACAUCGAUGACUUUAGACCUCGUUUUGGAAAUCAUGACUCAGUACUUUUUACUCACGAUAGUGCUCCUACUUUAACAAAUAAUGUAAAUAACCAUGAAAACAGUAGACAUAAUAUUGUCAAUAACAACAACAAUGAGAAUAAUGGCCUUGUAACUCCUGGCUCGCAAUACAUACCUGUAAACGGAAGACCCAUUGAAAGUUAUAAUAAUGGUUUUGUAAAUCCUCAAAAUAGACCUAAUAAGCCUAAUGAUAAUAUUCCUACAUCACACCAGCGAAAAAAUCAAAUACCUAACAGCAGAAUUGUUGAUAAUCCCAACAACGCCGCUCCUGAACUGGGAAAUGUUGAAAAAAAACCUGAAAGUAUAAAAUAUUUUGACAAUGAUAAAACAGAAUUUGCCUAUCCUGGUCUAGGACCUUUUAGAACUUAUAAUGAAGCGUUUGAAGCAAUAUUGGAAUUACAAGGAAACAAAAAUAAUGACCCAAUAUAUACCGAUGGUUUUGAGCCAAUUACCCCUAACCGUGAAUUAACAUUUGUUGAUACUUAUGACAAGUCUCUUCCCAAACAUGAUAUACCGUCUAACUUAAAAUCAGGAGAUGAUGAAACCUUUAAUAUAAAUGGGGCUCCUAACGUUCCAAGUAAUACAGCAAACCCUAAUGUUGAAAAAAUACUACCUAAGCAAGAAAACUAUAAUUUACCUGGGCCAGCUCUUCUGCAACCUGAUUCCGAUAUUCCAAGUACGCAACAGAUUGCUCCUCAGACACCUGCAGAAGAACAAGGCAAACAAAAGCAUUCAGUAUUGGUUCUGCCAGAUGGAACCUUAGAGGAUGUAAAUAAGGAUGAAAAUACACAAGUUAGUAAAAAUCCUAAAGAUAUACUAAACAGCGAUGUUAAAGAGGAGAAAGUUAUGGAGAAGGCAAAUGAAGUCCAGUUCCCGAAACAGGUUAAAACCUUGAUAACUACAGCUACCCCAGUUCCGACAGAAACGGAUAUUUCAGAAAAUAAUUUGAAGAUAAAUGAGGAAUUUGGUAUUAAAGAGCAUCAGCAAGAACCACCCGUUGAGAGUCCACCAAUUGAUAAAACAGUGCUAAAUUCAGCUGCCAAACGUCUGCCAGAAGAUGAGAAUGCGGUUGUUACCACUCCAUAUCCGUACGUUACGACAGAAUUUCCUUUAGAAAGAGCUCCAGACAAUGUUUAUGAUGAUCUAGUGGUAACUACUGUAAGUCCCAUGGCAGAUUCUGAAAAUGAUGAAGAAGGUAAAGCCAAAGAGGUAGUCAAAGAAAACAAUGAUGUGAUUUCAAUUGACGAACCAAGCCAAAGUAAGGAACUUCCUUUAAAGCCAACGAGAGGUAAUAAUGAUAAUAAUAACAAUGAACCACCAACCGCUGAUGUAGUAACACGCGGUGAUAAUCUAACAAAUGAAGAUAGAAGGGUAAUUUCUGGUAUUCCUGGUGGUAAAAGAUUAGUGUCCAAACCAACACCUAAUGGCCUGAAAUUUUUGUUGGAUCCAAUUAAUGUUUCUGAUGAAGAUACGAUCACUAUAGCCAUUGAACUUUCUGAAGCACCAGAUAAUGUUAUUUUAAACAGAAACAAUGCAGAUGGCUAUUCAAAUGAAGCUUUGAAUGAUAGAGAAGAUUUCUCGAAGACAAGUGGUAAUCAGGCAGCGAGAUUUAGACCAAGGAACAACAACAACAAUAAGAAGUCUGACGAUGGAAUAGAACCUUUGUACAUACUUCCAGUAGAACAACUGCCUGUUAUGGAGAAAGAGACUGUUGUGACCCAGUACCCUAAUGGCACCAUCGUUACAGUUAUUACUGAAGUGGUGUAUGACAACUUUGAAGGUACUCCACCUAAAGUAACAAGAACCGAGAAAAUCGCGGAAUUAAACGGCUAAACAUUUGCCGAUAAUUUUGUUUGUCAAUAUUUUAAAUACCUUAUACACUUAAAUCUAAAAAGCAAAUAUAAAUAAGUGAACCAAUACUGUAUCUGCUAAUAAAAACUAGUUUUACAUAAAAUGAUAGUUUUAAACCAUA
This is a messenger RNA of Trichoplusia ni (cabbage looper), 3760 nucleotides long. Its product is annotated as probable serine/threonine-protein kinase DDB_G0282963. The record is from RefSeq and is a predicted model, not a curated record. The transcript has 8 exons. The coding region runs from base 49 to 3621 and encodes 1190 amino acids. NCBI's taxonomy places the organism in Eukaryota, Metazoa, Arthropoda, Insecta, Lepidoptera, Noctuidae.